Molecule: messenger RNA, 3138 nt
Organism: Rhagoletis pomonella (apple maggot)
Lineage: Eukaryota; Metazoa; Arthropoda; Insecta; Diptera; Tephritidae
Exons: 1
Coding region: 1-3138 (1045 amino acids)
Biological process (GO): DNA integration
Molecular function (GO): nucleic acid binding
Source: RefSeq, a predicted model, not a curated record
AUGGAUGAUAGGGAAAGCUAUGAAACGGAGAGCGAAUGUGGAGAUUUUAAAUACGUGAAUGUUAUACACACCUAUAGGGAAAAUAAACAAUGCUACGGAAAAUGGCAUGCAAUGGUUAAAGUUGGGUCGCAUACGUUGAACCUUAAACUAGAUACCGGUGCAGAUUGUAAUGUGCUUCCAUUAAAAGAAGCAAAACGGUUAAGUGCUAAAAUUGUAAACUCGGGCACAAAGCGGCUUGUUGCAUAUAAUGAACAAACAAUAAAUGUAAUCGGUGAAACAACAUUACACUGUAAAGCACCGAAAAAUAGUGCACGUGUCGUGUUUAAAAUCGUGCGCGAAAAUCUUCAACCUAUACUGGGUCGCGAAUGGUGUGAACAACUCGGUUUCAUUGUACGUGUUAACGAAUUAAAAAGCAACCAUACACAAGUGGUUAGCAAAAACUCACAGACCUUAGGGUGUUGCAAAGACUUUAAGUACGACAUUGAUUUUAUAGAGAAUCCUAAGUUUAAGAUUAUUCCGGCCAGGAGAAUUCCAUAUUCUUUGCGCGAUGACGUAAAAAAAGAACUUAACAAUAUGGUAAAAUUGAAAGUAAUCGAACCAAUAAGCGAACCAACACCUUCCGUCAGCCCAAUGGUGAUUGUAAAAAAGGGCACUAAAAUCCGUAUUUGUAUGGAUCCAACCGAGCUAAAUAAAAAUAUUAAGCGCAGGCACUUCCCUUUAAAAACGGUGGAAGAAAUAGCAUCCAGAAUUGCGGGCAGCAAAUAUUUCACAAAGCUUGACUGCCAAAAGGGGUUUUGGCAGUUAAAAGUGACAGACAGAACAUCAAAAUAUCUUACAUUCGCUACGCCAUGGGGUCGUUUUAGAUAUUUACGCUUGCCAUUUGGGAUAUCGUCGGCACCUGAAGUGUUUUCUGAAGUAAUGAGUCGAACGUUAGAAAAUAUACCAAACUGCGAGGUAGCAAUGGACGACAUUUUUCUGCAUGCACCAACAGAAACUGAACUUCGAAGGCUCACAAAAACGGUCACCGAUCGUCUACAUAAAUCUGGUUUUACGCUAAAUAACGAUAAAUGUGAAUACAACAAAAAAUUCAUGAAAUUCUUAGGACACAUCUUCACUGAGAGUGGAUAUAAAGCAGACAGCGAUAAAAUUGAUGCCAUCACGCGUCUCAAAGCACCAAAAAACGUCAAGGAGUUGCAGCGCGUAUUAGGUAUGUUAAAUUACCUCGGAAAAUUUAUUAAAAGUUUGUCUGAGCUUACAGAUCCCCUUAGAAGCUUACUACUCAAAGACAAUGCUUGGUUCUGGGGUCCUGAACAGGAAAAAGCUUUUAAUGCAAUUAAAAAAGCCUUAAAAACAACACCAGUGCUCGCAUAUUACCAUGCUAACAAGCCAGUGAAAUUAUCUGUUGACGCUAGUAGUAAAUCAAUGGGGGCAUGUUUGAUGCAAGACGAUCAGCCAGUCGCAUACGCCACGCGUUCCUUUACUAAGUCACAGCAGAAUCACCCACAACUUGUAAAAGAAGCAAUGGCGAUUCGAUUUGCCUGCAAUAAAUUCCAUGAGUAUGUUUAUGGUAAAGACUUAGUAAUCGAAACUGACCAUAAGCCACUCGAAACUAUUUUCAAAAAAGCUUUGCAUAACGCACCUUUACGACUACAAAGAAUCUUAUGGGACAUAAUUCAAUAUGCACCGAAAGUAAUUUACGUAAAAGGUUGUAAGAUACCAAUCGCUGACACACUUAGUCGCGACUGCGAGCCAAACGAGGUUGAGGAAGAAGAAGAAUAUCAAGUCAACGUCACAAUAUCCAAUUCCAUGGAUGAGCAUCUCUAUAAGCUUUUCGUCGAUGAAACAGAAAAAGAUUCGGAGCUACAAAUGCUUAAAACUGUCGUUCUUAACGGUUGGCCAGAAACCGGUCAAAAAUUACCGGCACCCAUAAAAAAAUAUGCCACUGUUAAAGAUGAAAUCAUUUUCGACGGUGGGUGUCUGUUUAAAGGCAACAAAAUCAUAGUCCCGAAAUCGCUUAUUAUAAAGAUAUUACCACAAAUUCAUUCCGGACACAUAGGCUUAACCAAGGCUUUAGAAAGAGCUCGACAAUCCUUAUACUGGUAUGGGCAAUCUACGGAUAUAAAGAACUUUAUAGACAAAUGCGCUGCAUGCCAGCAAACGCAAAAGGCGAAUGUGAAAGAGCCAACCAUUAUUAAACAAAUACCACAAUAUCCAUUUCAAAUAGUGUCUUCGGAUAUUUUUCACUACAAAGGCUACGAGUACUUGUUAAUAGCUGAUCAGUAUUCAGGGUUCUUUGAUUUUAAACAACUGAAGUCGUCAACAGCAACGGAAGUCAUUAUUUGCUUACGACAGUGGUUCUCAACACAUGGCAUUCCAGAAGUCUUCGAAAGUGAUGGCGGCCCGCAGUACACGGCAAAUAAAUUUAAGGAAUUUUCAAAGGAAUGGGGAUUCAAACAUCGAUUUUCUUCACCGCAUUAUCCUAGGUCGAAUGGUUUUGCUGAAAGAAACGUGCAAACAGCAAAAAACCUUCUAAGAAAAUGUGACUUAGAUGGCUCAGACAUUUACAAAGGGCUUCUAACGCUGCGUAAUACCGACCGUAAUGCUAAAUUAAAAUCACCAGCUCAGCGUUUAUUUAGUCGUGUCACCAGAUCAACCAUCCCGACAGACAUAACCCAACUAAUACCAAAGGUAGUGCCAAAGGUUCCGGAAGAACUCUUUCGAUUACGUUGCAGCCAAAAACAAUAUGCAGACCGGGGCGCUAGUCAAAGACCGAAGCUGAAAACAGGUGAAAAAGUAUUGCUACAGAAGGGACAUCGUGAAUGGAUACCAGCAAAAGUAAUAUCCGAAACGCAAUAUCCCCGUUCCGUUAUAGUACAAACUGAAAGCGGAGCGAUUUAUCGCCGAAACAAUCACCACUUGCGCAAAACUGGAGCUACUAUUCCCGAUGCGGAGACAAGCGCUGAGACACGCGAGACUGACAGCCAGCAAGCCUCCAGUAAACCAAUAGAAGAGCUUUCAAACGAACCUGCAGUAUCGAGCGGCGAACUAACGCCAAGUAUCAGCUCGCCAACCAUCCGAACGCGAAGUGGACGCGUGGUAAAGCCGGUACAAAGAUAUGGACAUACUCAUACUUACUGA